GCAUCGUGAGCGGAGCGCGGAGCCAUGAGAAAGAGAGAGAGAGAGAGACACAACAUGUAAACGCCGUCUGCUACCGUUAGGACUCAUGUGGCAUGCAGCAUGAUCGACAUCAAAACAGAGUUUCCCUACUAACUUAACCUCUCGCGAAUAAUACGCAGAUGAGGCUGAAGGGCGAAAGGACUAGUUCGCUGCUCGAAUAGUGGCUGGCGCUCGCCAAGCUGCGCUAGGUCGUCCGACAUGGAAGAAACAGAUACUAAUAAAACUAACCAGGUUUCGGAUUCAGCAUAUUCUACAAGCUGUAAUAGUAGAUCCCAAAGAAGUAGUGGCAGUUCGAAAUCUCGUAACAGUGGAUCCAGCAAUAGCAGUGGCUAUGGAGGCCAUGCAUCCACUUUAGGCAGUGUAACUGAGUUUACUCAACCUGCCACAAAACGAAACAAGGAUAAGAAAAAGAAAGGUUCUCGGACAAGCUCUACACUACCUGCCCCUACUAUUGAAAGAUCAAAGGAAGAUGAGGAAUCUACUUGUAUUGUAGGUAAAGUCCCUGAAAUUCAACCAGAAGAAGCAGGGUCUGAUAAUAAUGGGAAUGCGUCUAGUCUUGGGCUGGGCCCUGAAUUGGUAUUUGGUGGAAUUGCAUCGCCUCAUGAUAAUGAGGCUCUCCAAAUUGCUGCCAUCAAUCAAACACUCAGCUUUAUCCAAAAGCUUAAGAGUUCCACAGAGGAACCAACUAUAUCAUCUGAAACUGUAGAGGAGAGAGAAGAAGAAGUCCCUCCUUCCACUUCAACUACUUUUCCACCGACCCCUGAAAAGACUAGCCGAACAAAGGAAGAAUUUACUGCAAUUAUUUCAAUGAGUGAUGGCAUUGUGAAGCAUACCUCUACUGGGAUUGUUGAUGUCCUUGGUUUCCCUAUUGAUAUGUGGGUAGGGAGGUCUAUUACUGAUUUUGUUCAAUCCAAAGAUCGAGCUGCAUUUGCUUCACACAUUACCUCUGGAGUGGCAAGUCCGCUUACCCAGGUAGACAAAGAUUGUGGGCGCAGGUCACCAUUUUUCUGUUGCUUACGCUGUUAUCGAGGUUUGAAAAGAAGUGGAUUUGGUGUCAAAGACAAGGCUGUUCAAUAUCGACCUUGUCAACUCAUGUUGACGUUCCGAGAGCAUCUGAAUGGGUUCCCUCUGCCAGAAGAACCUAAUUUCGAUCAUGGUGAUACAGUAUCAAACGCUGCUACUUCAAGUGGUGCAGGGAGAGAGCAGCCUCACAUAUACCUGGUGGUUACAGUCAAUCCUAUCAGCUCGGCAUAUACCUAUCCAGAAGAAACUCAGGUUCUUCCCAAAUUUGCUACUCGCCUGUUGGCUUCAACUCACCUUAGUGAGGUGGACCCAGAAUGUGUUCCAUAUCUUGGAUUCUUACCUCAAGAUAUGUUAGGUCGGUCUGUUCUAGAAUUUUAUCAUCCUGAAGAUAUGCCCUUCAUGAAAGAUGUUUAUGAAGCAGUUAUCAAAGAGCAAGGGAUACCAUUUUUGAGCAAACCAUAUCGGUUUCGUACUCAAAAUGGUGGAUAUGUUCUGAUGGAAACAGAAUGGUCAAGUUUUAGUAAUCCUUGGUCUCGUAAGCUAGAAUUCAUCAUUGCACAACACAGGGUACUAAAGGGACCGCCAAACCCAGAUGUCUUUGCAGCACCCCCUGAAGGUGAUACUUCUGCACAAAUGUCAGAGGAAGUCAUGAAAGAAAGUAAAGUGAUUCAAGAAGAAAUUCAAAACAUGCUAAAUGAGGCCAUGUCUAAUACAACCGAUAAUUCCAAGAAAAGAAACCUGUCGAAGAGGUGCAAAGUACUUGCCUCAUUUAUGGAUUCAAUGCUAGAAGAAAAAAAGAAGCCUGAUUUACGCUUGGAAGUGCCACCUGAGGAACAAAGCUUUUCAGAACAGGAACGAGAUUCUGUCAUGCUAGGGGAAAUAUCACCCCACCAUGAAUACUAUGACAGCAAGUCAUCCUCAGAGACUCCACCAAGCUACAACCAACUCAAUUACAACGACAACAUACAGAGGCAAGGGUACGAAUUGUGUGCUAGUAAAAAAAAUGGUCGCUUGAACUCUUUAUCCCAGAUUUAUUGGCAGAGUAUUUCACAUGUGUUGGUUGCUUUACUUUUGUUUCUGGCAAGGUUUUUCGAGAGCAAACCAAAGACUACAAGAUCAGAUGAGUUGAGUAAAGAAAAAAGUGGAUCCCCUGGAAAAAAUUCACCAGAGCAAGACUCCAGCCUUGGAUCUGGGGACAGCGGAAGUGGUGGAGGAAGUGGGGAAAUGACUGGUAGCCAUGACAGUGCUACGUCAUCAUCUCACAAUUCUUAUCUGCAGCCAAUGCUGACAGAAGCCCUCCUUACAAGGCAUAAUGAGAAUAUGGAAAAGCGCCUUGUUCAGAGACACCGAGAGCAGCGAAGUAAGGGGGAUAAACGAGACAAGUACCAUAAAGCUAUUCCUGGUGCUCAUGCUAAUCAUGGUGUGAAGCGUAUAGGAUCCCAGUCUUGGGAAAACGAUUCCUUCAAGGGAAGCAAGCACUUGCACGUUGAAAACCAGGGUGGAGCACAAACAGGCCAGCCCCCCAACCCUGGGACAGCAGCUCCUGUGCCAGUGACUGAUGCCAGUGUAGCUAGCAUAGCUAACAUAGCACCUGUUGUGGUGACAAGCUGUGCAGCCACUACAACUGGCAAUACUUCUACGACCACCAUUCCACCCGCUCUCACAACGAGUAUCCCAUCAAUGUACCAGAACUCAACAAAUUCUGUUUGGCCUCCUUUUUCUGUCACCGUAACACCACUGCCAUCAUCCCAAGUAGUCGGGCCUUUUAACUCUUAUCCACUUGUGGGUGGCACUCAUCCACACAUGAUGCCAAUGUACUACAUGGGAUUAGGACCUCAAGAGCAUCCUGGCCCACCUCAUAUUGCUACUAGAAAUCCCUUCCUUCCAGCUCAAGCUUACAUGCCAACAGCACCGAGCCCACACCUUCAGCUAGUUUACCAGCCUCUUCCUCAGUCUCUCUUAUACUCCCCAUUAUCCAUGCUUCAUCCUGCACCCACCAUGUUGCCUACAUCCCUGUUUCCACCUGGUGCAUGCCUACCUACUGAGCCUACGCAGUCCAAUCAGUCACAAUCCCAAGCUCAAGCCUCGACUCGAUCUGUGGUGGGCCAAACGUCCCAACACGGUCAACAGCAACAACCGUUACAGCCAAACCAGCUGCUGCAGUCUCAACAACAGCAACUUCAACAGCAGCAACAGCAGCACAUAUUUCAGCAACAAAACCAACAACCCCAGAAACCCACAAAUGCUGAGAGUGGAAGUUGUCACAUGCAAUGUAAGUUUCAGCGGCCCCCUUCUCAAGCUACAUCAGUCAAAGCUGAACCAGGUUCAGCUCUUGGUAGUGUUGCGUCGGCUUCUCGAAGGGCUUUAUCAGUAUCAUCUAACAAAAAUAAAUCGUUAUCUCCUUGUGACAAUUUGAGUCCUGAUGAGGACAAAGUUAUGGAAGACAGUAAUCAGUGCAGUGAGCAGCGUGGGGAUGAAGGCAGCUAUUAUUCCUCUUUGUGUUCAUAUUUAUGUACAGAUAUAAAUUCUGAUGAGAGUAUGAGAAGUUGCAAAGAUGCUAGACAUGAAGAAGGCUGUAGUUGCUGGUCUCAGAAUGAAAGUAUAAGCAGUGAUAGCAAUGUUGCAUCUUCUAAACCUAGACCUGUAAGAUCUGGUCCACCUCCUUGGAUGGAGGGUGUCUCAAUGACAACAGAUGUGAUUUAUGGGUAUCAGCUGGAUAAGAAAGAAUUAGAUGAUGUCCUAUCUUCAGAUCUAUUGGCACUUGCCAAAAUUGAACAACCAGCAUUGGUUAAUGAACAGCUAAACCAAUUGUAUCAGGAUCUGACAAUUGAAGGUGCAUCUCCUCACCUGGCAUUAGAGGAGGGCAUUAUUUCCUCAAGUGGAAGUAGUAGUGAAGAAAUGCAAUCAACAUCACAAAAAAUUAUUAAGACAAAGAAGAAACGUCGGUCUCUGGAGUAUGGACGUUUGAUUAUGAUCUUUGAAGAGGAUGCUCCGAUGCCACCCCCCAUCAGUACAGUCGCUACAGUGGCCUCUUGACCUGUAUUUCAGUAGUUUGGAGGCUGUGCCUUUUCAUUCACCACAUGUGUCUUUUCCCUCGUAUAUUAAGAACAAACAGUGUUCAUGACUGGUUUCAUUUAAACCUUGAAAUUCUUCUGAUGUACAAUUCUAAUGCUGAAUCAAAUGGUAAAAUAGUUUGCUCUCUUUUUGCAGGGAAAUAAAUUAUUACCUGUAUUUUGCUGGAUUUGCUGACAAAAAGAGUUAACAUUAGGAAUUAGGAUGAAUAUUUCAAAAAAGAAUGUAUUUUAGCUUUCCCUCAACACAGGGUGCGGUGGUUUCCAGAGAUCUUUAUUUGUUUCUGCAUGGAGCGCCUUUUCUACUUUAACUUUGUACUCAAGAUUUUAUCCUUUGUUGCAUUGUAGUCCAUGAAUUUUGUGUUUCCUAUCACAGUCUAUUAAGGCUUUUUAAAUCAUUUCUACUCCUAUAUUUGUAACUAUUAUCCAAAUUUACGAAGAAUUACUGUUUGAAAUUAUAUUUAUCCAAUUUUGUUACUAUGAAAUCAAAACUUUUAGUUGAAGCAUAUCUUAAAUUUAUAUUUGUGGAUUGUGACCUCUUAAUUUUGCUUGAAAUACAUUCCUUGUAGAGUUUGUAGUUAUUGUGAUCAGUAUUUUAUUAUUUUGUACAGAUAUUUAAUAUUUUUUCCGUAGCCUAAGUAAAAUAUGGAUGCAACUUUCAACUACUUCAUUAAAGAAAUGUGAAAUGCAUAUUA
Messenger RNA from Thrips palmi, 4828 nucleotides. It is a transcript of the gene per, whose product is annotated as period circadian protein. Gene Ontology annotation, biological process: circadian regulation of gene expression; entrainment of circadian clock by photoperiod; negative regulation of transcription by RNA polymerase II. Gene Ontology annotation, molecular function: transcription cis-regulatory region binding; transcription corepressor binding. The transcript has 24 exons. Lineage: Eukaryota; Metazoa; Arthropoda; Insecta; Thysanoptera; Thripidae. Bases 238 to 4098 code for a protein of 1286 amino acids. The record is from RefSeq and is a predicted model, not a curated record. Gene Ontology annotation, cellular component: nucleus; cytoplasm.